AACUUUGAUGGCAUUGAUGCGGACAGUGAAGGAGAUGAAAUUUCAGAUCGAUCUCAGGGUUCAUGUACUCCAAAGUCUCCAAACUCUGCUGCAGCAUUUGCUAGCAGUGGGGAUGAACUGGACUCAUUUGAGACUCACCAGGAAACUGAGAUGGACAUAAAGGGACCUGAAUCCAUCCCUUCCUCAGGCAGACUACUGUCCAAGGAGACUGAAGAUUCUGGGAUUCGAAUGCGAUCAUAUUCCCUUUCCUCGCCUAAAGUAUCGCAAAAUAAAUCUCGAUUCGCAAGGGAUUUUAGUUUGUGUGAUUCCACAAGUGAAGAUGGUGUUCUCAGCAGUGGACGUUCCCUUCUUCAGGCGCUCUCCCUGUCUAAAUCAGUUUCUCUGCUACACCAUGGUAAACAGCGAACCUUCAGUCUAUCCGAGCAACCGAAAGAAAAAAGGGAACUUAGCUUUCGCAAACGGGCACAGUCAGCUGAUGAGGAAGGCUGUUCGGAGCUAGCAGACUCGCUGCAGCACCUGACAAUGUCGGAAUUUCUUAAAGAAAUUGACGAGGAAGAGUGGGACAAGUAUAUUAUUCCUUCAAAAGCAGAGACUGAGAAAUAUAAAGUGAGCCGCACAUUCAGUUUCCUCAAGAACAGAAUGACGAGCACCAGAAACAAGGGCAAGGGGAAACACAAGGAUACCAAGGAUAAAGAGAAGUGGAACAAUGCCCAUCACUUUGUUGCAGGGGCUAUUUCAGGGACAGUGCACUGCUUGGUCUGUGACAAGAUUGUCAGUGGAAAAGAUGUUCUGCAGUGCUCCAAUUGUUCCAUGAACGUUCACAAAAGUUGCAGAGAUUCUGCCCCUACGUGUACCAAAAUCAAGCAUCCCAAACCUCAAGACAAAUAUCACAUAGUUUCCAAAGGCAAAGCAGCCCAUUGUAUGCAUUCUAAUUCACUUAAGGAUGCUUCGUCACUAUCACUGAACACAUCAUUCUCUUUACCUAUUGGAAUCUCUGCUCUCAAACGAGAAGCCUCGCUACAACAUCAGCCACUGUCAAAAAGUGCUUCAAGUAUCAGUGUAGACAGGAGACUUGGCGAGUCGAUGGAGACGGAAGCGGAUGGCUAUAUUUCCAGGAACAGAUCACAGUCUGAGGAAUUGUUUCAAACAAUGGGCUCGUCUCCUUCAACAGAAUCACUAUCACUAGACGAUAAUAUGGUCCCUCCAAUGCGUGAAGACCUUGAGUUUGAUGCACAGGAGUUUACUGCUGAGUCUUGGAGCCUUGCAGUUGAUCAAGCAUUUAGUAGUAAACAGCAGAAGGAUCUCAUAAAGAGACAGGAUGUGAUCUAUGAGCUGAUGCAGACAGAGGUGCACCACGUUCAGACCCUGGAGAUAAUGUCAGAGAUUUAUAGGAAGGGCAUGAAGGAGGAGCUGCAGUUAGAUCAUAACACCAUCGAUAAAAUAUUUCCCUCUUUGGACGAGCUCUUAGAAAUUCACAAACACUUUUUCUUCUGCUUGAAAGAGAGACGCCGGGAGUCUUUCGAGGAAGAUAGUGAAAAGAAUUUUUUCAUUAAUAAGAUUGGUGAUAUCCUUUUACAGCAGUUUACAGAUGAAAAUGCGAGUAAGUUGAAGCACACAUACGGAGAAUUUUGCAGUCAUCACAAUGAGGCAGUCAGUUUCUUUAAAGAACUGCAACAACAAAAUAAAAAAUUUCAGAACUUUAUCAGGCAACAGAGCAACAACCUGCAAGUCCGACGCCUGGGUGUGCCUGAAUGUAUACUAUUGGUUACCCAACGGAUCACCAAGUACCCAGUCCUACUUGAACGAUUACUGCAAUACACAGAAGAGGGGACGGAGGAGAAUGAGGAUGUGACCAGAUCUCUUGCCAUGAUAAAGGACAUCAUAGUGUCAGUGGAUACGAAUGUUAACAAAUAUGAGAAGGUCCAAAAACUGCAGGACAUCUUAAACAAGUUUGAAAACAAAACGUAUGCCAAGUUGAAGAAUGGCCGUGCGUUUAGAAAGCAAGACCUGAGCGGCCGAGACAGGGAACUGCAGCACGAGGGAUCAAUGUACUGGAAAACAGCCACAGGACGAUUGAAAGAUAUCACUGCUCUGCUCCUGACAGAUGUGCUGAUUUUCCUGCAGGACAAAGACCAAAAGUAUACUUUUGCCGCUGUGGACCAGAAGCCUGCAGUUAUCUUACUGCAGAAGUUAAUUGUCCGUGAAGUUGCAAAUGAGGAACGAGGAAUGUUCUUAAUCAGUGCUUCAUCUGCUGGGCCCGAAAUGUACGAAAUACACACAAGCUCAAAGGAGGAGAGGAACAAUUGGAUGAGACUGAUUAGAAUGGCAGUGGAGAGUUGCCCUGAGGAGGAGGAGGAACGAUUAAGUGAAUAUGAAGAGGACAAACGAAUUGCUGAGGCUAGAGCUGCCAAGACCAGGAAAUUCCAAGAGCGGCUGGGUGUGCAAGAUCAGUUGAUUUGCACAUGUUUGGAGGAGAAGUUGCAGAUCCAUACAGACAUGAUUGGAAGACACGGCAGUGAAGAAGUAAAUCAAGAGGCCCUUCUUUUGAUUAGACCAGAUACGGUUGAACUUCCACAGGCUGGAUUUUUAUUGACCGCUGCAGUCAGGGAAGCUGAGAGCCUUCAAACUGCACUGACAUCUCAGCCAUGCAGCUAUGCUGGGCAACCAUUGGAACAUUUGGGAGAACCAGUGAUGCCAAACAAGCUGGAUGUGUCUGGGAACGUCAUCCAUUAUUCACCACCUUCUGUGUCACCGGACUCCAAGAACCUAGAUAUGAAUCGACCAGUCAUAGAUUCUGCAACGAGACCAUCAGAAAAUGCCCUGUCCGGCUCCGAUGCUCUGUUUUUGCAAGGAGACAGCGAACUCUACCCGCGUAGGCCGGAAAGCUACAUGCAAACGAUUGUUUGGAGAGUGCACAACCUUACUCGGCUUCUAUACAGUUUACAGGCUGCAGUGACCAUCCAGGACAGUUACAUUGAAGUGCAACGCCUCAUCCUGCAGGAGCGUGAGCGAUUAGCUCACACCCACACCCCCCGAGGAAACGUACUCCUCGAGCAGGAGAAGCAGCGCAACAUGGAGAAGCAAAGGGAGGAACUGGCAAACGUGCGCAAACUUCAGAACCAGCUGCAGCUGGAGCAGCAUCGCUGGGAGCAGGAGAGCGAGCAGCGGCAGAGGGAACAGGCAGCGCGAGAGAGCCGGCUGCAGGAAUGCGAGCAGGAACGCCAAGAGCAGGCAGAGCAGCUACUGAGAGACCGAGAGGAGCUGGAUGGCCAGUGGAAGGAAUACCAGCAAAAUCUGGAGAGGCUGAGGGAAGGCAUGAGAACGUUGGAAAAAGAAAAAGAUAAGUUGGAGUCGCAACAGAGGCACAUAAACUCCUGGAAGCACAGUCGGCAGAGAAGUCUACCUGUGAUGAUGUCACCACAGGAAAUCCCUCAGGCCCCUACACACUCUCAAACAGGAAGCUUGUGCGACACGCCACCAGAGACAGCAUCAAUCUUUGUAAACGAGGCCGCGCUCCACUAUUCGCUGAACAACCACCAGAGAGCAAACAGCGUGCGGACAUUAUCUGAGUCUCACAAGGUGGAGAGCCCCUAUGGUCCCGCUGUUAGGAUCAAUGAGAACUUGAGGCAUGAAGUUCCCGUUCAACUGAGUAUGACCAGCCAGUUCCUGAAAUUCCAUCAACAGAUUCCAGCAAAAUUAGCAAGUUUCUCCAAAGGAAACAAGGAAAAGAACAAAGCUUCCUAUGAUCCAUCCAACUAUAUAAGAGAGAGGGCAUACAUGAAAGGAGAUGAUGCUGAAAAAGCCUGUAGUUCUUCAAGUCAUGUGCUAAUGGAGCAUCAGAGUUUGAUUUUCCAUUCAGAUGUGAAUGACAAACAAGCAGACUUGUCUGUGCAGCAAGCAGCUACAAGUGUUCAGCAUCCAUGGACUUUGCAGUCACAACAGUCGGCACACCAGCUAAUGGAAGGGCCCUCGUUUGCCCCACAAGAAAGCAAAAAUGGUCAAGAGGACUUGGCAGAGGAGGAAAACAUAUUCUACUUCUGAAUCUCUUUCAACAUCAGCACUUUUAUGUGAAACUGGAACAACGGGACACCUUGACCUCUUGGUCGCAUUUGGUUAAAUGUUACAAGUACUGAAAUCGAGCAGUAAAUUCUUCACAAAGCCUCGUAGAUCCAGAAAUGCUUAUAAACCUUGAAGUUUCAUGAAAUUUAUUACACGUUUCACUUUAGCGAUAAGAUUGUGAUACAUGAAAUGAUAUAUCAUCUGUUAUGUCAGGCCAGCUGAAGCAGUUGUAAAUCAAAAAUGACUAUAUCUAACUUGCAUACUACUAAUUUCAAGGACAGGUUUUGCGAUUUGUCUAAAGUUAAACACUACCUUGCUUAUUCAGUUUAAACUUAAUUUCCCAGAGGCAAAGUGGACCCCUUCGAUGCUGGUUCCAUUUUAUUUUAUCAAGUCACGUAUUUAUUGUCAAAUGCACAAGUGUGGUGAGGUACAAUGAAAACCCUGCUUGAAGCAGCAUCACGGAAAGUCUGAGCGGUGGUUACUAAUUUUGUUUGGUGUUUGUUGUACUUGGCGCUCGCUAAAGUUUUGUUUUUCGGUUACAAUUUGAUAUUCCUCUUCAUGAAUAUUACAAAUAUAUUCCUUUAGUCACUUUCCCUACUGAGGUGUUGAAUCAGUUAACCCAAUGUUUUGCACUGUCUUAUCGCAUGCUCGGAAGGUGGCAAUGAUCAGACCAUUCUAAUGUUGCAGUACGUUUCCACAAAGCAAAUAUCACAGGCCGUUGAUAUCCUCAGAAACUCCCUGUGAAAUAUAAUCAUUCAAUGCAUCCCGGAAUUGGCCAACCCCUGUAUAUCCACUGAUUUCCAGGUUAGUUUGAUUCACCUAUUUGGCACCUUUCAUGUACAGUACUACAUUUUCCCUUAAGAGCCUGAGUUGAUGAUUGUCCAAUUUGUGCUCAGACCACUAGUUUAAUGAAACAAUCCGCAUUUAUAAUGUUUGAAACGUCACCUAUUCCAUGUUCUCCCGAGAUGCCGCCUGACCCGCAGAGACUCCAGCACAUUGUGUCUUUAUGUGCAUCUAUAAAGUGUUGUCCAUGAUCUCAAACUGCCCAAAAUGCUUUACAGUCAGUGAAGUAAUAGGUUUCUGUUUAUCCAUUGAUCUUUGAUUUGAGACUCUUUCUAUUAAUGUCCUCCUCAUUGUUUAUAUGCAUUGUCCAAAGUUUGUUAUAUCUUUCUUUAAUGACCCACUGUCAAUUAUCCUUCCUGAGCUAAUGUAGUUCAAGAUGCCUCCAGCACCCUAAGUAAUUUUGUUGUAAUCUUCUGUGAGUUCACUUUCUGAGACCGGUGCUUCAUCUGUCAGGCUGAAGAACCUGUAAUUUUCUUGCCACAAAUUAUAUUGUAGUUUCAGAAAAUGGACCACAAAUGCCACUGUAAUCUCCUUCUGUUUUAACCUACAGAAAAUGCUGAUUAUGUUUUAUAUACUCAUCUCCUCAGCAUGUCUCACCACUUUGUUCCUCUGAAGAUAGACACAAAAUGCUGGAGUAAACUCAGCGGGACAGGCAGCAUCUGUGGAGAGAAGGAAUGGGUGACGUUUCAUGUCAAGACCAUUCUUCAGACUGCGUGUUCGAUAGAAUGUGCCACUUAUUAGGUUCAUUUUCCAAUCUAAAAGCUUACUUAAAAAGAUUUUUGCUCCGUUAAUUGUUUGUCAUUCCUGGUCUUGGCCUUUUUUUUCACUCGCACAAGAAGAUUUGAUGCUAUCAGCAAACCCUCUGUGUGCAUUUCUAAAUAAUUUGAGUGCAUGUUGCAAACAAUAAAGGAACACGCACUGAUCUGCGAGCAUCCUGCCAGCCGCCUCCUUCAUGCUGAUGCGGCUCCAGGCACAGUGACCCUUUGUGAGUUCAGAAUCAACCAAUUUCCAGUUCACUUCAGAAAUUUGGCUGCCAUUUAGAAGAAUGUGCCCUUGGGUUUAUUAACCUUUAAAACUGCCUACAGUUGUGUUUGUAAUUCCUUGUUGAACUGUUAUUGGUGAUAAGCUCUGGUCCUGCUUAUUCUCGUUUAUUUUUGAAUGUCACUUUUUUUUUGCACUUUAAAAAAACCUCAAUGAUGUUCUUUGCAUGAGUUUGGAAUCAUCAUUGCAUCCCAUAUCUCCCACUCUGCCUUCAGGCUGGCCACAUUAAUACUUUUGGGCCACAGUAUAAAGGUGCAUACUGAUGGCCUAGAACAGGGAAAUCCAGGGCAGCCAGGGUUCGAUCCUGACUACGGGUGCUGUCUGUACGGAGUUGGUACAUUCUCCCCGUGACCGCAUGGGUUUUCUCUAAGAUCUUCGAUUUCCUCCCUCACUCCAAAGACAUUCAGGUGUAGGUUAACACCUUACAACCCUGUGGUGUUAAUCAUGAUUUCUCUAACUUCAAGUAACCCCUGCAUCCCCCCUCUCUCCGUCCCCUGCCACCCAAGACGCACCAGGUACAAAGUCGUCUUGUCGAGUCUCAUUGUCUCUACCUGUUCUCACCUAACAAACAACUAACAAUAGGAGGUAGACGCAAAAUGUUGGAGUAACUCAGUGGAACAGACAGCAGCUCUGGAGAGAAGGAAUGAGUGAUG
Amblyraja radiata (thorny skate) is the source of this 6596-nucleotide messenger RNA. RefSeq names its product Rho guanine nucleotide exchange factor (GEF) 28a (gene arhgef28a). Gene Ontology annotation, molecular function: guanyl-nucleotide exchange factor activity. NCBI's taxonomy places the organism in Eukaryota, Metazoa, Chordata, Chondrichthyes, Rajiformes, Rajidae. The record is from RefSeq and is a predicted model, not a curated record. The coding region runs from base 151 to 4041 and encodes 1296 amino acids. Gene Ontology annotation, biological process: regulation of Rho protein signal transduction. The transcript has 27 exons.